Molecule: messenger RNA, 1483 nt
Organism: Ricinus communis (castor bean)
Lineage: Eukaryota; Viridiplantae; Streptophyta; Magnoliopsida; Malpighiales; Euphorbiaceae
Product: histone deacetylase 14, chloroplastic
Exons: 9
Coding region: 33-1379 (448 amino acids)
Source: RefSeq, a predicted model, not a curated record
AUAUAUACUCUUGGCCUUUGUAAUUGUAAAGAAUGGAAAGCCCAUUGGAGCAUGUUCAAAAGGAAAACAGAAAAAGAAAAUCAAUAAAAGAAAAGAAAAAAAUGUGGUCAGUCGCCCCAGGGUGCAUGCUGUCUUCAGUACAACAGGCUUCUCUGUUCCUAAGGUGUAGACAUUUCUCGCAGCAUGUAAUGUCAAGUAGGGACCACUGUCAUAGAAGCAUCCGGGCAUGUAUAUGUUGUUCUAACAGUUUUGAGAAGGACCCAAAUCUGCCUUCUAUUCAGCAACUAACUGAUGCACGAAUUAUUUACAGUGUUGCUCCAGCUAUGGGUCAUAACCAGGAGUCACAUCCAGAAUCUCAUCUUAGAGUUCCUGCAAUUGUGACUGCCCUUGAAAAAAUGGAACUCAGUGCAAAGUUUCGUGGUCCAGAAAUCAUUGAACUUCAACAUUUCAAGCCUGCUUCUGCGAUUGACAUUGCAAGUGUCCAUGCCAAAGCUUAUGUUGCUGGGCUUGAGAAGGCUAUGGAUCAAGCUUCACAAGAAGGCAUUAUUUUCAUUGAUGGUACGGGGCCAACCUAUGCCACUGCCACUACAUUCCAGGAGUCACUUAUGGCAGCUGGAGCAGGACUAGCCUUGGUUGAUUCAGUGGUUGCAGCAUCAAACAACAGCCAGAAUCCACCUACAGGAUUUGCUCUUAUAAGACCUCCAGGGCACCAUGCUAUUCCAAAAGGGCCUAUGGGCUUCUGUGUUUUUGGUAAUGUGGCCAUUGCUGCGCGCCAUGCCCAGCGUGUGCAUGGAUUGAAGAGAGUUUUCAUCAUUGAUUUUGAUGUUCACCAUGGAAAUGGAACCAAUGAUGCAUUUUAUGAUGAUCCAGAUAUAUUCUUCUUGUCAACUCACCAAGAUGGAAGCUACCCAGGUACUGGUAAAAUUGACGAGGUAGGCCAAGGUGAUGGUGAGGGUACGACACUUAAUCUGCCUCUACCAGGGGGCUCGGGUGACGUAGCCAUGAGGACUGUGUUUGAUGAGGUCAUUGUGCCAUGUGCCCAAAGGUUCAAGCCAGAUAUAAUUCUCGUUUCAGCUGGCUACGACGGUCAUGUUCUGGAUCCGCUGGCCAGUCUGCAAUUUACAACUGGAACAUUUUACAUGCUGGCAUCUAAUAUUACACAACUGGCUAAAGAUAUGUGCGGAGGCCGUUGCAUAUUUUUCUUGGAGGGAGGUUACAACCUUGAUUCUCUUUCAUAUUCAGUGGCAGAUUCUUUUCGUGCUUUCCUUGGGGAGACAAGCUUGGCAUCUGAGUUCGAUAACCCUGCCAUCUUAUACGAAGAACCAUUAACAAGGGUGAAGCAAGCAAUUCAGAAAGUUAGACAUAUACAUUCCCUGUAAAUUAUUCUUAUCAUCAUAUGCAUAGUAUUCUAAACAGGAUCCAAGCAUUUGUAUAGUUUUAUACUUUUAAAUAAUCCUAUAUAUAGGCCACAAUUAUAUUCAAA